GACAAGUCUACACAAAGGCUAAGAGUCAACAAGACCACACAACACUUCUUACUAUUAGUUUGCAAAGGCUGUUCGUUGGAUACUUCCUCCUCUCCCCCUCUCUCCUCCUCUCUUAUAUUCUCUUUAUAAACUCUCAUCUCUCACAUAUAUCUUUUCUUGCAUUCUCCAACUAAACCUCAAAUCUCAAUUUCAUUAGCUCGGCUUUUUCUUACUGUCUCCAAUAUUAAUGGAUAACACUGACCGUCGUCGCCGUCGUAAGCAACACAAAGUCACUCUCCAUGACUCUGAAGAAGUGAGCAGUAUUGAAUGGGAGUUUAUCAAUAUGACAGAACAAGAAGAAGAUCUCAUCUUUCGAAUGCAUAGACUUGUCGGUGAUAGGUGGGAUUUAAUAGCAGGACGAGUGCCAGGAAGACAACCAGAAGAGAUAGAGAGAUACUGGAUAAUGAGAAACAGUGAUGGCUUUGCUGAGAAACGACGCCAACUUCAUCACUCCUCUUCUCACAAAAGUACCAAACCUCAUCGUCCACGUUUUUCUAUUUAUCCUUCUUAGUUUUUGUUGUCAUUAUAUUUUAUUCUGUUUUCUUCCCCACCACAAAAAAAAAAAGAUUUAUGUAUAUCUGUAGUUUCAUAUAGCAUAACGAAAUUGUUAUGUUUUGUGUUGUGCUUUAUAUUUCAAUAAUAUAUAUCAGAAUUGAA
This is a messenger RNA of Brassica napus (rape), 696 nucleotides long. RefSeq names its product transcription factor TRY. The record is from RefSeq and is a predicted model, not a curated record. Gene Ontology annotation, biological process: cell differentiation. Gene Ontology annotation, cellular component: nucleus. The transcript is spliced from 3 exons. Lineage: Eukaryota; Viridiplantae; Streptophyta; Magnoliopsida; Brassicales; Brassicaceae. The coding region runs from base 227 to 550 and encodes 107 amino acids. Gene Ontology annotation, molecular function: transcription cis-regulatory region binding.